GGCUUUUCUGUCAUGAUUAUAGUCACCCAUCCAACAUAAGGCAAUAAGCUGAAGCAGAAAAAAAUAUAAAACUAUCUAUGAGUGAGUAACUACAGAUUUUGGUUUAAACACUAUACAAAUAUGUGGUUAAAGUAAAUUAAUUACCCGACAGCACGACCCAUUAUAUGAUGUCGAUGAAGCCAAAGCUGACCUUUAGCAUAAAGAAUUCUAUCAUCGUCAAGGUUAUUGUCACCCGUAAACAAUAGAAAUGAAAAUGUGAAUGGGCUUUGAAUGAUAACAAUAUGAUAAACAACUCACACUCUUUCAAAUCAAUAAAACCAGAACCUUUGGUCAAAAUAUCGAUUUCUCCAGUAUUUUCCCUUUUGUGAACCUGUAAUGUAAUGAACCCCAAAGAAUAAGAAUCAUCUAGGUGCUACAAUCUAAGCACCGGGAGAUGAUAAUGAGGAGAUCUAGACAAAAAGCUACCUUAAUGACACGAGGGACCAUUGGAAUAUCACGACCCUGACAAGAGAAGCAUGAACCAAAAUACAAAUGAGGUGAAAGGUUCAUGCAAAAGUAAGCAAAACAAAAUGAUGCUGAACCUCAAAAUAUCCCCCUACUAGGUAUCAUAUUCACUAUGAGUACACAGAAUGAUGCUGAACCUCAAAAUAGAUUACAAGUGAGCGAUCAAAGAUGCUACAAAUGUGAGACAUUACAAUGAUUUCAAUUACCCACUUAAACCCAGGUUCCAUGAUUUCCGAGAGAGCGACCACAACAAGGGAUUCACUUCCAGUGGCACACAUCAAAGCUUUCCAUAUUAUCAAAGCAGACGUCACAAUCAUCCCUACUAGACAACAAAAUAACAUUUACCAAGAUAUUAGGGUGUCAAGUGGGUUUCUAGAUGGACAUUUUUGUUUCAAGACGUUGAUAGUAUAAACUCAAAUAAAACCAUGCCUAAAAUAUUAUAAACAUCGUUAUAAUCUUAAAAUAAUCAGUUACAAAUAAUUGGCUGAACUUAAUAAUUUUUAACCACAAACUAUAUUUUUUGGAAUAAAUACAAUACGGGAAAAGAAAAUCACAAUUUUGAAUAAUAUCAUUAGCUUUUUUUUUAUAUAUAAAACCAGACUAAAGUAUACACCUUUUUUCAUAAAAACCAAAAAAGAAGUAAAAGGUAAUUAAAACUUCUUUAGGAAUAGCUGAAAUUUGGAUUACGAAAGUUUGACCACAUAAAAUUGUUACCAAAAUGAAAUGGUUGAGUUUUACUAUAAGAAGACCACCUCCCUUCUAUGCAACACACACAUUACCUAGUUUCCUUUGAAGAAAACGGGUUUUUCCUUUACAUCUAUAAAAUAAAUUAUUCAUUACUAUGCCUAUUAUUUAAAAUCUCCCAAAUUAUAUCACCUUUACUGCUUUACAUUAUAUUGCUUGUAUUCUAAAUAGUUAUUCUGUUUUCAACGAUAUUUUUGUUUUUGUGUGGUUUUUGUUGAUAUUUCAAGGUUUUCUCCCCAACAAAAAUGAGUGAUUGUGAUGGAAACUUUAUGGAUAAUUUUUCUCCGCUGACCAGUCCUAGAAUAAGAGACGCAUUAGCAAUGCUGGAUCAAAACGAUAAUGGUCUAAAUUCGAUCAGCGAGACCUUCCCCCAAACCAACAUAUCGCCUGAUCCUCAGUCUGAACAAAGAUCUGGUGGUCUCCGCGACAGAAUGGCUGCAAAACUAGGAUUUGAUAUUCCACCGCUCGAGAUAGGGAGGGUCAGUCCAUCUGCUAAUCUUUUCAGUAACCCGAUUCUUGUUUCUUCUCCUAUCCUCGUAAUUUCUCCAGGAUUCAGUCUCUCUCCAUUUUUGCAAUCUCCAAAUAUGUUGUCUAACUCUUCUUCACAGGUAAGUAACAAUGUCUUUAAUAAGUCAAAGAUUGAUCUCUUACAUGAUAUAUAUUAUUGUCUCCAAAAAUAAUAUUAAUAUAUGAUAAACCUAACUGUUUUUGCCUUUGUGUAAUUUAUGUUUCCAGAUUAUCCCUCCGUGUCCACUCCCUAAUGACGCGCCUCCUGAGACGGUGGAAAGUUCUGGUGACGUCCAUGCAAUGAUGAUUAUAUCCAACAACAAUCUUCCUCAUUCAUCUGCCUCCUCAAGGAGGCUCUGAUGAUAUUCCAACGGAAAAUUCUGUUUAUAUCACAUUUCAUGAAUCUAAAGCUGAUCCCAUUGAUGCUCCUUUAGUCCGUUCUUUUGAUUCUGAAGUUGUUGCCAGAGCCGUGCUUUACAUAUAACAAAAGAGGCGGCUGCCUUAGGCCCCCAUGUAGCAUCAGGAAUUUUAGGGACCCAUUUUUAAUUUUUACUUGGUUUACUAAUCAAAGCAGAGUGCAUUUAACUUCAUAAUUUGGUCAAUUACUUACAUUAUAUUGAUAAUAAUUUGUACAAAUCUGUUUAGAGUAAAAUGUUUCCGUUUCAGAUUUUACUUGUUUUAUGCAUUAUGAACUUACUCAUUAUCCUAAUUUUUGUUUUUGUUUGGUUUUGUUUUUGUUUUCUUGGUUAUGGUUGUUCAUAUAGAUGUCACCAAAUAUAUAUUUCUUAACUUAUUUACAUUAUUAUAUUUUCCGAAUUGAUUUAUAAUUAUACAAUUUUUUUAUCACUUUCAUUAAUAGUUUUUAAUGUCGAAUAAUAAUAUUAUAUAUUUCCAAUAUAUUAUAUAUUCUAUAACAAUUAUAUUUUUAACAAAUACAUAUUUUCUAUAGGUUAAUAAGAUGACAUUUUAUAUGAAAAUUUGAAAUAAAAUUACGUUAAUAGAUAUUGCCUUAGGCCCCGAAAACCCUGAGCACAGCACUGGUCGUUGCUGAAGCUGAUGUUAUGAACCCCAUCUCUCUUGAAAGUGGUAGCAAAGAUAAUGACAAGGAGAGAGAAUACAACCAAGAGGAAGACAAAGUCGAAGAUCACAACGUUGUUGUAGAACCUCCAACCCGAAAGAGAAAGUCCCAAGUCAACACUGAGGAAAAUAUGGUAUCAAACAUUAUUGGAGUCACAAGACCAAAAAACAAGACCCAAAGUGUCAUAAUUCAGGUUGAAAGCGUAGAAGACUAUCCUGACGAUGGUUUUCGCUGGAGAAAAUAUGGUCAAAAAGUUGUCACAGGAAAUGCAAAUCCAAGGAGUGACUACAGAUGCACAUACACUGGGUGUGAGGUGAAGAAACUUGUAGAGAAAAGCGUAGACAAUGUGAAGUUAGUGGUGGCUACAUACGACGGGAUACAUGAGCACGUUCCACCACCUGAAUGCAUAAGCAAAUCCAGUACAAAGAAUCAAUCCGGUUCGUCAAUGUCUCAAGAUCCUAGCAUGCAAACCCUUGGGUUAGGUAUGUUGCCUUCUUGCGUUUCGACCUCUCAGCUUUUGCCGUCUCCCUUGGCCCCACAAAUGGAUAUGAUGCAAAACUAUAUGGAUGGACUCUCUAAGCUGCCAAGUUUACCGGCUAACAGGAAUCAUGGUGUUAUGAACCGGAAUGAUGAACCGAAGAUUGAUCUUGUGAUACCCGACGGUGCAGAGGGUAUUCAAGGAGAUAAGGGAGCGACUAUUUCGUAAUUGGUAUCAACCUUUAGAUGGGGAAACAUGAAAAAAAAGAUAAAAAGAAAGACGUAAAUGUUAUAAAUCAUGGAGUGGAUUGCCAUUAACCAGGCCCGGACCGAGAUCGGCCCAAUACUUAGAAGAUGGAUAGAUGGCCGAAGCCUAGAGAAAAGAGAGAGAGCCGACUUCAGGAGAGAGAAAAGUGGCCACAAAGCUUGGAGAAAAGGAAACCCUUUCAUUUUCCUACUAUAUGUAAUUUUUCCAUUAUUAUGUAUUACUAGUUUUCCUAAUCCUAAUGAGUUUAGGUUUUGGAUACUUUCCAUUUAUCUUCAUCUUGUAAUCCUUAUAUAAAGGAACCUCUUGAUCAUUAAUAAUAACACAGAAAUAUUCAGUCUCUAAACACUCUAUUUACAACACGUUAUCAGCACGAUAGACUCCAAAACCCUGAAACAAAACCUAACCUAAAAUCUGUCACACAUAAAGCCUAAAUCAGGCGCAACUUAAAAUCGAUCUAUCUCUCAAACCCUGAGGAACCAGAUGACGAGCCACAUAUCAAAUUGAAUCUCUUGACGAGACGAAUCCAUCAGCGCAAACCGUUUGUCGAUCCGAUCUCAGACGCGCCCACACUAGCAGAAACAAUACUCGGCGCCGUCUUGGUCUUUUGGAACCCUAAUCCCGAAGAACCCUAAAUUGUUCUUGCUUGCGUUCCAGCUUGCAAACACCUGAUCAGCUAAAGCCUUUAAGCGUUCCUGAUCCUAGACAUUCGCAGCUUCCUGUUCACAACAGAGCUAGUCCAGUUCGCAUCACAGCCAGCUUGAAUUCCCAAUCAACCAGCUCGCGAACUCGAUAAGAAGAAGAUGCGUCCGUCUCAGCCUCGUCUCCCGACCCCGACUGCAAGCGUCCGUCUCGACUCGAGACCCGAUAGGAAGAAGACAGCUCGCGUCCGCGUCGCAGCUCGCGUCCGCGUCGCAGCUCGCGUCCGAGGUUCAUCCGUUCAUUUUGGAGGUCCGGUUUCUACAAUCUGCAAAGCAAAGGUAAUUCUAAUUCUGA
Molecule: messenger RNA, 4571 nt
Organism: Brassica napus (rape)
Lineage: Eukaryota; Viridiplantae; Streptophyta; Magnoliopsida; Brassicales; Brassicaceae
Product: probable WRKY transcription factor 10
Exons: 4
Coding region: 2817-3539 (240 amino acids)
Biological process (GO): regulation of DNA-templated transcription
Molecular function (GO): DNA-binding transcription factor activity; sequence-specific DNA binding
Source: RefSeq, a predicted model, not a curated record